Molecule: messenger RNA, 3002 nt
Organism: Fundulus heteroclitus (mummichog)
Lineage: Eukaryota; Metazoa; Chordata; Actinopteri; Cyprinodontiformes; Fundulidae
Gene: stau1
Product: staufen double-stranded RNA binding protein 1
Exons: 15
Coding region: 283-2370 (695 amino acids)
Source: RefSeq, a predicted model, not a curated record
GAGAGAAUUAAGUCUGUGCCAUUCUCUUUAGUGUUUGCCCUGUCCUCCCAAUGCUCUCCUCCUCCUCGCCGCCCGCAUUUUGACAAUAAAACAACACUACAGGACUUUUGAAACUGGAAGCUAGGACCGCCGGUCUCUCUGAAGUCCCGGUUCUUAUGGACUAGCUUAAAACCGAAGGGAAGGAGCGUCCAGAGCUUUUUAUCCAGACCUCUUCAGGCCGCAACAUUUCCCACCCUGCAGAUUUCCCAUCGUGACUUCGAGCCUCCCACGUCAGCAGAAAGGAUGUCUCAACUCCAGUUUCAGUGUCCACCUAGCUCCAUCCCCGCUGCCUCUGCCCCGCUGCAGCUGGGGCAGCCGCAGCCUGGCUACAGCAUCCCGUGUGCUGCGGGCGCCCUACCAUCAGAGAGCGCCAGCCAGCCCAUGAGGAGCUCUGCUCUCCCUGCGGGCUCAGCCACUCCCUAUAAUAUCUCCACAGUAUCUAACAUGGCAAACCCUAAAGAGAAGACCCCCAUGUGUUUGGUGAAUGAGUUAGCCCGUUUCAACAAGAUCCAACCCGAGUACAAGCUGCUUUCUGAGCAAGGACCAGCUCACUCCAAGAUUUUCUCCGUCAGGCUCACGCUGGGAGAUCAGCACUGGGAGGCCGAGGGAACCAGUAUCAAGAAAGCCCAGCAUUCCGCCGCUGCGUCAGCCCUCUCCGAGACGACGCUUCCCAAACCCACAGUGAGGACACCCCGCAACUUAGGCAGGAACCCAGUAGAUGGCAGCACACACAGCAUGGAGCUGAACGCACUUUGUUUGAAGCUGGGUAAAAAGCCUGUGUUCAAACCCAUCGACCCAUACCCGGGUAUGAGACCACCCAACUACAACUACAAUGUCCGCGCUCCGGGACCUUACCAGCGCUCUAUGCAACAGUACUACUAUCCAUUUCCUCCAGUGGGACCAAUAAUAUACCACAUGGAGCUUUCCAUCGGGAACCAGCAGUUCAUCGGCAAGGGGCGGACGCGGCAGCAGGCCAAACACGACGCUGCUGCCAAAGCCUUGAAAGUGCUGCAGAAGGAGCCGAUGCUGCAGCAGUUGCCAGUGAUGAAUGGAGAGCCUGAGGAGGAGAACCUGAACAAAUCAGAAAUAAGUCAAGUGUUUGAAAUAGCUCUAAAAAGAAACUUACCUGUCAACUUUGAGAUUUUAAAGGAAGAAGGGCCUCCACACAUGAAGAGUUUUGUAGUGCGCGUCAUAGUCGGGGAGUUCGUGGGAGAGGGCGAGGGCAAGAGCAAAAAGAUCGCAAAGAAGCUGGCAGCCGCCGCGGUCCUGGUAGAGUUAAGGAGGCUCCCGCACGUGCCCAGCAUCGAGAAGAAGCUGCCGCGCAUCAAAAAGAAAACGAAAUCUAUCAUCAAGCUGCAGACCAGCCCCGAGUAUGGCCAGGGGAUGAAUCCCAUCAGCCGUUUGGCUCAGAUCCAGCAGGCAAAGAAGGAGAAGGAGCCCGAGUACAGCAUGGUGACAGAAAGAGGUCUGCCGCGGCGCCGGGAGUUCGUCAUGCAGGUGACUGUGUGCGGGCAGACUACAGAGGGACUGGGUCCGAGUAAGAAGGUGGCCAAGAAGAACGCAGCCGAGAAAAUGCUGGAACUGUUGGGAUAUAAAGUGCCUCAGCCUCAGCCUCCCAAACCAGCACUCAAAUCUGAUGAAAAAGCGCCAGUGAAAAAGCCGUGUGAAGGGCGCAAAGUGACCUUCUUUGAACCAGGUUCUGCAGAGGAGGUGUCAGUGGGUUCCAAGGAGGAGGAUUUCCGCUUGCCUUACCUCAGCCACCAGCAGCUGCCUGCGGGCAUCCUGCCCAUGGUGCCUGAGGUGGCGCAAGCAGUCGGGGUCUGCCAAGUAUCCCAGGUCAAAGACUACAGCCGAGCUGUGCCCAACCCAGGCAAGGCCACCAUCACUGCCACCAUCGCCAACGAGCUGCUGUAUGCCGGCACAUCCCUGACUGCUGUGACCAUCCUAAAGAACAAAAACAACCUGACCCAGGUGCCCCAUGGACCCCUCACCAGACCCUCAGAACAGCUUAGCUAUCUUGCAUCGGUUCAGGGUCUGCAGGUGGAAUACAAGGAUUUCCCCAAAAACAAUAAGAACGAGUUUGUAUCGUUGAUUAACUGCUCCUCCCAGCCUCCACUCAUCAGUCACGGCAUUGGAAAAGAUAUAGAGUCCUGUCAUGAUAUGGCUGCACUGAAUAUAUUGAAGUUGCUGUCCGAGUUAGACCAGCAGUCAAACGAAAGGACAGGGAACGGACCACCCUCAGGGUGUGCCAAGCAGGAAAUGGAGGGCGACCUGCACCUCAAACAGGCUAACUCAAGCACACUGGCACAGACUCUGGAUAGCACGGCUUAGAUCAGCUUUGGUUGUCUGUAAAAGCACUAGAGAAAACUCACCACACUGUGUUCUUAGUCUUGUUUUGGAUCGCCGCGGAUGGCUUCACCCGCUGUGGGGUUUUAAGAUUACUGUUACAAAAUGUUCACAGUUGAGCAAGAUUGAAAAGGAAAUAUAAGCGUCUCCUCCUUUGAUGUUGUUUUAUUGUACGCGUCAUUUUUUAUUUUCAGUUUAGAAGCAGUAGCUGCAUCCUAGUCGGUGAUCUUUGAGUGCGUAUGAGAGGGGGUGGGGGAACCUUACAUGACAAACUGUGACUGUUUUUGUUUUGGAUAGAAAUUGUUUCUUUAUAUUUCUACAUGUUUAUGGUUUAUUCCCUCUGAGCUUGUCGAGUAAGAAAAUAUAUUAAGUUUGGGCCUCCUCUUUAUCUAGGGUGUGGGCUGACGAACCUUUGUUGAUUUUCCUAGAGUGCUUUCUAUAAACAACCAAAACUAAAUUACUAAAUGUAGCGUGUGACGUAAUGUGAUUGUCGCUGCCGUGUGUGGCGGCGACAUACCCCCCCCGACCCUCUUUUUCUCCAUCAUGUCAUCUCCCCUUCUCUGUCCAUAACCCAUAAUGGUAAUUAAACUUCUGUGCUUACAAGCACAAAACAAAGA